Entrophospora sp. SA101 is the source of this 669-nucleotide messenger RNA. The record is from the annotation of a GenBank genome assembly. NCBI's taxonomy places the organism in Eukaryota, Fungi, Glomeromycota, Glomeromycetes, Entrophosporales, Entrophosporaceae.
AUGAUUAUUGGAGGUGAACCAUACAGGGCUAUCAGCAAACCAAUUUUAACCUCUUUCGCCGUGAUAGAAUCAUUAUAUUUUUUAAAGGGUCUUAUUAUCAUUAUACUUGGUGCUCUAUGGUUUAACACAGUUGGAACAAGUAUACGUAGUCUUGUAAUAACGAAAAAUUUACUCAUAGCUGCAUUUUGUGUUGGAGGUCUUAUUAUAAUUUCAUUUUUUACUGCUAGCGUUGGUUUCUUUAAUCCAUUAAAACGUAAACGAUUUUUAUACGCACAUAUAUUUUUAAUUGUUCUAUCCAUUUUUGCCCUAUUGGCAAUGGGUGCAAAUGUUUGGUUUAAAACUUUGGAUGAAAGAAAACAUUUUGACGACAAAUGGAGAAAUUGUUGUGGAUAUUUUAAUUCAACAAAUUUAGCGGUGGUUUCAACUGCAUGUCCAAAUAAGUUGGUUAUUAAAAGUAAAGUUGGUUGUGUUGAUAGUAUAACACAGAAAGCUGACAAAUCAGCACGUCAACUAUUCACAACUUUAUUUGGCUUCAUGAUAAUCGACUUAUUUGCCUUCUUCUCCACCAUUGUGUUCAUACAAGCAAGGAACGUGGAAGAACGUUAUAUAAAAAUUGAUGAAAAACAUGGAAAUUUAGGCGAUCAAGCAUUAAAGAGACAAUAUCUGUGA